AACCUCACCACAUUAACGCAACCCUAGUUUUUUUUUGAGGGAAAAUGUAUCGUCUUCGCCAACAGUCUUUCUCCAGGAUCGCUUUUAAUUCCUUUUUCUCUACCGUGCCACGGGAAGAUUGUCAAUUUAUGAGACAGUUUAAUAAAAACUGGUCGUGUAUCGGCUGAUUUUUGCUCAUAUUUUCAUACGUAUCCGCACGAAAAUGCCAAGGUCCAAGAAGAGGAGUUCCAGGGGGGGGCAGCAUGGAGCUGUGCAGCCUUUCAGUGAUGAGGAUGCCUCCAUCGAGACCCUCAGCCGCUGCAGCAGCUUCAGUGAUGCCAUGAGUGUGGCAGAGGAAGGAGGGGAGGCUGGUGAGGAGACAGCCCAGGAGGAUUUACAGUACAAGCUGAAGGUUUUCAUUGACAGCACUGUGGAUAAGAGUGCCAAGACCAGACAGGGAGCCCUGGAUGGGCUGAAGGCUGCCAUGGCAACUAGGAUCCUGUACGAGUUCAUUUCAGACAGGAGGAUGACCAUCACUGACAGCAUUGAGCGCUGUCUCAAGAAAGGUAAAGGACCGGAGCAGUGUGCAGCAGCCUCCCUGGCCUGUCUGCUGUGUAUUCAGCUGGGCUCAGGCGUUGAGAGCGAAGAGGUGUUCAAGACCCUCAAACCCAUCUUCAAGAACAUUCUGUUGGAUGGAGCAGCCAACAUCCAAGCCAGACAAGCUUGUGCAACAAGUUUGGGCCUGUGCACUCUGGUGGCGGAAGAUGACAUCCUGGAUGUGUAUGCUACCAUGGAGAGCUUUGAGAGUUUGUUCAUGCGUUCCUAUGUGAAGGAGGAUGGGAGUCGCCCCUCUCUCAACCCCCAGACCACCCUGCUCCACACCAACGCCCUCCUCUCCUGGGCCCUGCUGCUCACAAUCUGCACAGGCAGCCAGGUCAAAGCAGUCACACACAAGCACCUGCCCAAACUACCCCGGUUGUUGGAGAAUGAUGACGUCAACAUGAGGAUAGCAGCAGGAGAGACCAUCGCUCUGCUGUUUGAGCUGGCUAGGGACAUGGACCCUGAGUUUGAGUAUGAUGACUGGGAGCCCCUGUGUGACAAGCUCAACUCUCUGGCCACCGACUGCAACAAACACCGUGCCAAGACUGACAAGAGGAAGCAGAGGUCUGUGUUCAGGGACGUGCUCAAGGCUGUGGAGGAGAGAGAUUUUCAGACUGAGACAAUCCGCUUCAGCACCGAGCGUAUGACCAUCGACAGCUGGGUGAGGAAGAGGACUUACGACGCCUUCAGAGAGUUUGUGGGCUCUGGCAUGAACUACCACCUACAGGCCAAUGAGUUUAUUCGCGACGUGUUUCAACUGGGACCCCCCAUGCUGGUUGACGCGGCCACACUGAAGUCCAUGAAAAUCUCCCGCUUCGAAAGGCAUCUCUACAAUGCGGCUGCAUUCAAGGCUCGGACAAAGGCCAGGAACAAGUUCAGAGACAAGAGGGUUGACGUCGGGGAGUUUUGAUGUGAUUUAAUGGGUCCAACCUGCUCUUUUAUUAACCAUCAAUUGAACCUUCUUGAAUAUCACUGUUACUAUCCUUAAUUUAUCCAGUUAAGUGUUUGGUAUUUGUAAAUAUGAAUAAUCAUGUCUGUCUCAAGUGAUUCUCUAUUCCCCAUAGGCUUGCCAGUGUCUAUGUAGGGAAUAAAGUGUUAUGUGAGGUGUAGACUUUGUUGCUCUGUUUUAAUGUUUGUGUUCCAUUAACAUUGAGUUAUAAUAUUUGAAAAUGCACUAAUUGGUUAACGUUUCCUAUGGACUUCCCCUUGGGCCCUGGUUUAUUGUCUGGUGUUUUGUUAUACACAGAUUAUACCAAGCAUUAGGAUACCUUCCUAGUAUUUAGUUGCCCUCAGAACAGGCUCAAUUUGCCGGGGCAUGGACUACAAGUCUACCACAUGGAUGCUGGCUCAUGUUGACUCCAAUGUUUACCACUGUUGUCAUGUUGGCUGGAUGUCCUUUGGGUGGUGGACCAUUCCUGAUACACACGGGGAAACGGUGUGUAUACCCUGUGGUGUUGCAGUUCUUGACACAAGCCGGUGCGCCUGGCACGUACUGCAAUACCCUGUUUUAAAGGCAUUUAAAUCUCUUGCCUGUUCAUCUUCUGAAUAGCACACAUGACACAAUCCACGUCUCAAGGCUUAAAAAUCACUCUUUAACCCGUCUCAUUCCCUUCAUCUACACUGGUGGAAGAGGCUUUAACAAGUGACAUCAAUAAGGGCUCAUAGCUUUCACCUGGUCAGUUUGUCCAUGUAAAGAGCGGGGGUGUUAAUGUUUUGUACACUCAGUGUAGUUUAUGUCUAUUGGAUGUGAGAAACUCAAAUAAAUACUAACUGAACUAG
This is a messenger RNA of Oncorhynchus mykiss (rainbow trout), 2358 nucleotides long. RefSeq names its product interferon-related developmental regulator 1. Lineage: Eukaryota; Metazoa; Chordata; Actinopteri; Salmoniformes; Salmonidae. The record is from RefSeq and is a predicted model, not a curated record. Gene Ontology annotation, cellular component: nucleus.